AUGUUCGGUAGAAAAAACGAAAAAAGAAAACCAGUUAUUGGAAGUGAAGAUGGAAUGUUCAAUUGGAAACCAGAACAAGGUCAUGACGACAUGGUCCAUAAAGAAGAAGAUAUGAAAAAAAAUAGGGACUUGGAAUUAGAAAGAGAUGAAAACGAAUUCAAAUAUUUUCUAAACAGUUAA
Molecule: messenger RNA, 180 nt
Organism: Dictyostelium purpureum
Lineage: Eukaryota; Evosea; Eumycetozoa; Dictyosteliales; Dictyosteliaceae
Exons: 1
Coding region: 1-180 (59 amino acids)
Source: RefSeq, a predicted model, not a curated record